Molecule: messenger RNA, 1122 nt
Organism: Aspergillus caelatus
Lineage: Eukaryota; Fungi; Ascomycota; Eurotiomycetes; Eurotiales; Aspergillaceae
Product: type 1 glutamine amidotransferase
Exons: 3
Coding region: 269-1021 (250 amino acids)
Cellular component (GO): cytosol; nucleus
Source: RefSeq, a predicted model, not a curated record
AAGAAAUACCCAGGCAGCCACCUUGAACUCGUAAGAUUUGCCUGAUCGAAAAGGCGGUGGGGCCCAGGCGUACCUUUGAUCUGAUAAGAAAUGACUCAACUAACUAGAUACACUUUCCCAUAUACUCCUCCAAAACUCGUUUACCGCGUAGGAAGCUGCAAAUCAUUGGCUUUAGGAAUUUCUUGAUACUACCUUGAUCUAUCUUCAGACAUCACGCCCUACCCUGUGACCUCGCCAUCAUCGCUGUGAUCUCACCCUCGCCGCCACAAUGCGCCCCCCGCUCCGGAUUGCCAUUCUUGAAUGUGACACUCCAGUAGAAAGCGUGGACAAAAGGUACAAUGGCUAUUACGGGCUAUUCACUCAACUUUUCCGCGAAUGCGCCAAGUCCCUGGGAUUAGAUCCCGAAACUGGCCUUGAUAUUACUCGGUGGGACGUUGUGCAUGCGCAAGAGUACCCUAAGUUGGAGGAUAUAGAUGCGAUCGUGCAGACAGGAUCCAAACAUGACUCUUUCGAAAACGACCCCUGGAUUCUUAAACUAGUCGAAUACACUAAGAAAGCCCUUGAAGACCACCGUGUAAAAGUCCUCGGCAUCUGCUUCGGACACCAGAUCAUCGGCCGCGCACUUGGCGUCAAAGUCGGCCGCGGCAAUGCCGGCUGGGAGCUUGCCGUCUGCGACAUGGACCUGACAGAUCAAGGGAAGAAACUCUUCGGAAAGGAUAAACUGCGCAUCCACCAAAUGCACCGCGACAUCGUCUUCAACUGUCCCACGAACGUGAUUCCACUCGGUUCCUCACCCAACUGCGCCGUACAGGGCAUGUUCCUGCCGGGCAAAUUUAUCACAGUCCAGGGUCAUCCGGAAUACAACGGGUUUAUCGUUAGCGAGAUCGUCAACAAACGGGCCCGAGCUGGCAUUUUCCCGAAAGAGCAGAGUGAUGAUGCAUUGGCGAGGGUGGACCUGGCGCAUGAUGGGUUCGAUAUUUUGGUCGUUUUCUUGCGGUUCUUGCUUGGGGAGGUGGAGUAGAUACCCGUCUGCUGGAAUCAACUGCUGGACGGCUGGACUGUGGCAUAGGUUCCUUUUCACCUAGACUUCUCUAUAGAGAUGGAAUAUAGAGAAGAUGAAUG